This is a messenger RNA of Callorhinus ursinus (northern fur seal), 601 nucleotides long. RefSeq names its product large ribosomal subunit protein eL43-like. The record is from RefSeq and is a predicted model, not a curated record. Gene Ontology annotation, molecular function: structural constituent of ribosome; large ribosomal subunit rRNA binding. Gene Ontology annotation, biological process: translation. Gene Ontology annotation, cellular component: cytosolic large ribosomal subunit; ribosome. Lineage: Eukaryota; Metazoa; Chordata; Mammalia; Carnivora; Otariidae.
GAGUCAUGUAAAUGGACAUGGGGUAAGAGAGUAGUGGGGAAGGAGGGGGCUGGCUCUGGGGUGCAGAGCACACACACAGGACACUACAGGCAUCCUUCCUUUGCUUUUUUUAGCUUUACCUUCCGAGUGUCCUCUAAAAAACAAGAUAUGAGCUCUCUGGGCUCAGACCUAGUUUGCGGCGACAUGGCUAAACGCACGAAGAAGGUCGGAAUCGUGGGUAAAUACGGGACCCAUUAUGGUGCCUCCCUCAGGAAAAUGGUGAAGAAGAUUGAAAUAAGCCAGCAUGCCAAGUACACUUGCUCCUUCUGUGGCAAAACAAAGAUGAAAAGACGAGCUGUGGGGAUCUGGCAUUGUGGCUCCUGCAUGAAAACCGUCGCUGGUGGCACUUGGACCUACAACACCACUUCUGCUGUCACAGUAAAGUCGGCUAUCAGAAGACUGAAGGAGUUGAAAGACCAGUAGAAGCUUCACCAUUUGAAACAUUACUAGCCUAUAACAAAUGGGUUAAUUUAUAUAACAAAAUUACUUUGGCUUGUUGUUAAAUUUCUUAAUUAGAUCUUUCAAUUUGUGUUGCAUUAGUUUUGCUUUCUCAAAGGCCUUG